UGUGGUUGGCCAGGAGCGACUCUCAGUGCGGAAGAAACCCAGAGAAGCACACAUGCAUGCAAUGAAAACACGCUUGAUAGGACAGAAGAAAGAGAGUACAGACUAAAAGCGUCAGUUCUGGUGUUACCGUAAACGCAACACAGGGCUGGGUUUCCCAAAAUCAGCAUGGGGACCAGAACCACGGCGUGCGAACACCCGGAGAGUUGAGGGCAACUAACUCUGCGCGAGCUGCGAGAUGACGUCAGACAGCUCGAGCGUUCUGGAGAGCUCUGUGCUCGUGGCACCGGUGACUGCUCUGGAGUUUCUUGGAGAUGACUGUCUUCUGACAGGUGAUGGACCAGUCCUGUCCGUCUUCUGUCUCCAAGCUUCACCUAGACACUGCGCCUCACUCAGUGUUCUCCAUAACUACUAUAUCCAUGGGAUACGGGCCAAGCAACCAAAUAAAGAUGAUGGUAACGAAGAGGCAGAGCUAGUAGUUUUUGGUGGAAAAGGUGUUCGUCUUAUUAGUGUCAUGCCUCAUGGACAUGGCUUGGAGGUAGUUGGCCCUCUCUUGGAGCUCCAGGAUUGGGUGCUGGAUGUUUCUUGGUUGAAGGAAGAGGUCCACCCAUUACUAGGUGUAUCUCUUGCUCAUAAUGCUGUACUGCUUCUAGAGCCGGAUUCUGGAAACAUCCUAGCCUUCUGUUCAUGCGUGGAAGUGUGCCUUCUCUACUCUGCACUUCUGAUUGGUCCAAGCUGGGAAACUUCAGUACUGGUGGGAGGGACUGUCUUCAACCAGCUGGUGCUAUGGAGACCAGUGGGGACCAAAGUGAACGAGCAGUCCAAAGUUGAGAGACGUUUGCUGGGGCACAGCGGCGUGAUUUUCAGCCUGUGCUACCUCCAGAGCUCCGGGUGGCUGGCUUCUGCCUCAGAUGACCGCAGCGUUCGUAUGUGGCACGUGGGCCGGCUGGGCGGAGAUGGAGGGUGUGGAGAAGAUUCACCUACAUGCCUGCGAGUGCUCUAUGGGCACCAGGCCCGGGUGUUCUGUGUCAGACUCACACCUGGUCGUGUGUUCAGCGCUGGAGAAGAUGGGUCCUGCCUGCUGUGGGAGUGGGGGGCAGAGGGCAGAGUGGGAAGAACAUUUAAAGGUCAUAGGGCAGGUGGAAUCAGGGCACUGGCUGUCAGUAAGGGACAGGCAGGAGGUGGAGGUGGCUGGGUGGCUACAGGAGGGGCUGAUGGAGGAAUAUGUGUAUGGAGGCUGGCUGAGGGGAAUGAACCGGAGAAAGAGAAAAAAGGGGGCGAGACCCAGAUUGAUUUGAGGUUUACAGGGAGAGGGUGUCCUAAGGUGGUGCGUUUAGUAGGAGAGUGUGAUUCUGUUCUCGUCUGCACCGACCAGGGCGAAGUGCUUUUGCAUCAAGAUGGAUGGUGGGAGCCGAUAUGGAAUGGUGGUCUGGAAUUCCAGUCGUAUUGUGUGAUGGAAGUAGCAAGCAUCCGAUUUCAGGAUUCCAUUUCUGGCAUGGGAGUAUGGUUGUGCGCGGUGGGUAACCUUAGUGGAGGUAUCUGGGUGUUUUCUCUGUGCCAGCCUAACUCAGGCAUGCUACUGCAGGCAGGUAAGGGGAAGAUCCACUCUUUACAGUGGGUGGAAGGACAGGGUGCAGGUCAUGGUUUGUGCCUCCUAGCUUCUGGUUCAGAAGGGCUGGUUUCUAGAUGGAUGGUGUGGGUGGAGAUGGAGGAUGAGAUGGGGCUGGUUCUGCGGGUGGAGAAGCUGACGGCGUUCCUGCUGCCGCCUUGCGCCAAACGCUGGCUCACCGCCGCAGUCACACUGCCGUGCAGAAAGGGGGUGCUGUGGGUGUGUGGCGACCGCCGUGGCUCGUUGCUGCUUUACAGAGAGAAAGAGGGAGACAGGAAGGUUGAAGAGGGAAGAGAGGGGGGAAAGAAUGCCGAAGAGGGAUGUGAUUGGGAGCACAGGGAAGAAGAUGCUGGAAGGUCUGCGGGAGAAAGGUGGCGCAUGGGGCCAUGGAGUGGCGGGGAUCACAUCGCUGCUCCUCUCUCCCCUGUCAGCAUGCUGUUCGGCAUCCAUGGGAAGCAAGGUGUGACGAGCGUGUGUGAGCGCCAGCGUGUGUGUUACAGCACCGGCCGGGAUGGGUAUGUGCGGGUUCUGAUGGUAAACGGCAACACUCUGUAUGUGCGCCGAGCUGUCCGUGCAUGCAGGGGGAUGGAGUGGCUAGAAAAGAUCCUGUUCCUGGACGCCGGCGGACCGGAACCGCACACCGAUGCUCGGGAGACCAGUGAAGAAGAGUGUGAGGAAGAAGAGGAGGAAAAAAUGAGAGAAAGAGUGCUAGGGAACGAAGGAGAUGAUGGAGAAGAAAGAGGCCGAAAUAAGGAUGAAUUGUGUGAAGAGGCAGAAGUGACAGACAGAAUGGGAGAGGUUGUGAGCGAAGGGCUAGCGGAAGCCCGCUUUGUAAUGGCUGGCUUCCACUCUGUCCAGUUUGCUUUGUGGGAUCCACUGAGGCAGGAGAAGCUGUUCUCUGUGGCCUGUGGAGGAGGACACAGGUCCUGGGCUUAUACCCCACCUUCUCAAACACAGCCAUCCAGCCACACACUCAGCCAAGGCACCCUGGUCUUCAUCAAACAAGGGGAUGUUUUGGCAUCUCGUUCCUUAACUUCCACUCCAGCUGACAUAGGAGGGCAUACCCUAAGGGAGGGGCUUCACGGCCGGGGUCUGGGGUGUAUUUGCCACCUUGGCGGUGUUUCCAGGGGCGGGGUUUCACCUAAAGUGUGGGAGGUGCUGGUCACGGCUGGUGAGGAUACCACGGUGACCAUUCUCACUAUCGAACCCAAGCAGGGUGCAAUGAAAGUGCUUGCUGUUAUCAAUGACCACAUCUCGAACGUUCGGACACUGGCUGCAGUCAGAAGAACAGCAAAGGAUGAAGGAAAGGGUGACAGGCAAAUAGAUGCAUCCUGCGCUUUCUCAGCCAUGCUGUUUUCUGCUGGGGGGCGGGCCCAGCUACAGUGCUACCGGCUCCUGAUUGGCUGGGAUGAGCAAUUAAGCUAUCCCAUCUGUCAGGUGACUCAAAUUGCCGGCCACCGUUUGGACGAGCACUGGGAGAGAAGACGGAAUCGACAUAAGACUGUGAAAAUGAACCCUGAGACGAGGUACAUGUCAAUGACAGUACUACGUGAUGACAUAGAGGAGGUCCUCCUGGCACUUGCCUGCAGUGAUGGAGCAUUAAGGCUUUUCUCUGUGAAAGAGGACUGUAGGAAGAUUGAACUGCUAUGGGAGACUUUUUAUCACCAGCGCUGUGUGCUCAGUGUUGCCUCCUAUAGGCUGGAGGAUGCACAGGGCCAAUGGCAUGUGGUGUUGUUCAGUGGGGCUACAGAUGGUGCUGUAGCGCUGUGGGAUCUGAGUGCAGUAAUGAACAGUAAAUCCAAGGACAGCUGGCAAUAUCCAUCUGCUCCUUGCUCCACUAUCCCCGUCCAUCAAAGUGGAGUGAACACACUCAUUCUAUCAAAAUAUCCAGAAGCAGGACACACAGGUGAAGAUAUCAUCAGUUUGGCUAGUGGUGGUGAUGAUGGACAAUUGUCUGUAAUGAAGAUCAGACUCCUAUUACAUCAUAAGGAAUCAGGUGGCGUGUUUCCACAGCUGCUUUCUCUUUGGUCAGUACCAUUAGCACACUCUGCUCCUCUGACUGCCCUAAGUGCUCCAAGUCCUGGAAGGCUGGUAUCUGUCUCCCCAGACCAGCGUGUGUGCGUGUGGUGCUUAUGUGGUGAUGGACUUCACCACCACGCGACGAUGUUCUCACACACUGCAGAUGCUGCAGGGCUGUGGGCGUGGCAGAGGGAGGGUGGGGCCUAUGUGGUGGUGUGUGGGCAGGGCUUGCAGCUUGUGAAGGUAAUGGAACAUAAGAAAGAAGACAUGAGGAGAAUGGGAACAGGAUAUGGAAGAAAGAGCGUGAUUGCAGACCAUUUCAUUUAAUUAAGCUCUCAUUUGAUUUGCAGAACUGCCCGAGCAUAAUCCAACGGAAUUUUUUAUGCAAAGAUUUUAAUGAUAAAAAUAAAAUUUCCUUAAUAAUUUAA
This is a messenger RNA of Electrophorus electricus (electric eel), 4053 nucleotides long. RefSeq names its product WD repeat domain 6 (gene wdr6). Lineage: Eukaryota; Metazoa; Chordata; Actinopteri; Gymnotiformes; Gymnotidae. Gene Ontology annotation, cellular component: cytoplasm. The record is from RefSeq and is a predicted model, not a curated record. Gene Ontology annotation, biological process: tRNA methylation. Gene Ontology annotation, molecular function: protein binding.